Messenger RNA from Microthlaspi erraticum, 1068 nucleotides. Lineage: Eukaryota; Viridiplantae; Streptophyta; Magnoliopsida; Brassicales; Brassicaceae. The record is from the annotation of a GenBank genome assembly.
AUGGGACAUGAGGAGCAUGGAGGGACUUGGCACAUGGACGCAGCUCAACUGGAUACGCAAAGGAAGAAGGGAGAAGCCAUCUUGAAGACCAGCUCGACCGUCCACUCGACCAACCGGUCGAGUUCCUCAACUCGACCGGCCAAGCUUCAACUCGAUCGAGCUGAGAAUCAAGGUCACAAGGAAGUGAUUCACAAGUUCAGAAGAGAUCUCAGUGGGAUUGGAAUUGAGUUGCCUCCUAUGGAUAGCAUGAGUGAGGCAUUUGAUCAAAUGCAAAUGGUCAAGGAUGUUCUAGCCAACAGUGAUAAAGUUUCAGAGGUCCUGAAGGAGUCUACUCAUCAGUUCAACCUGCUUACUUCACCCACCUUCCUACCAAAGGUCAAGGAUCAAGGGAAAUUCACUCUCCCUUGCACACUUGGGCAUCUUGAGCUUGACAAUGCCUUAGUGGAUUCUGGAGCAAGCAUCAAUCUGAUCUCUCUCUCCAUGGCAGAGAAGCUAGGCAUUGCUGGAGCCUUGCAGCGCCCUACUACUUCAAUCAUGUUUGGAGAUGCAACUUCUAAGUCUCCUCUUGGAGUGUUCAAGAACUAUCACUUGAAAAUUGGAGAAUGCAUCAUCCAAACUGAUCUCACUGUGAUGGAAAUGGAAGAAGAGAAGGAUUUACCUCUGUUAUUGGGAACCCCUUUCCUUAGUACAGUUGGCGCUUCAAUAGACUUUCACAAGCAAGAAGUGAUCCUUCACAAGGUUGUGAAGGAAAGGGUUGACAAAGAACCAAGAGUUGGGAAGGAUAAGGUUGAGAGAGGACCAAGGAUUGAGAAGCCACGUCUUGAGAGGGCUAGAGUUGAGAAACCACGUUCUGAUAGACCACGAGCUGAUAGACUUGUUCAAGCCCCUUGUGUGCUUGAUGAAGAAAGCCUUCAAGCUUUGUUUGAUGAGCCACUAGGAAGGGCUCUAAAAGAAGGGGAGGAUGUAGCCUCUAAGGCAAGACCAGGGAUAAAAGAAAAGAUCCACCAGCUCAGGCCCCUUCAUCAAGCCAUCUCAGCUCACAAUGACUUUGUUCCCCACCAAGUUUGA